AUGACUGGCAUCCUAGAUGAGCUGAGGAAAGCUCAGUACAUCACCACCCUCGAUCUGAGCCAAGCAUAUUUUCAAAUUGAGCUUGACGAGACAUCAAGGGAGAUCACCACCUUCGUAGUACCAGGUAGUGGGCUGUUCCAGUUUAAGAGCAUGCCAUAUGGCCUUACGAAUGCACCUGCAAUAUUCCAGCGACUAUUGGACAAGAUUGUUGGUAUUUCUCUACACCCCAGUGUGUACGUAUACCUGGAUGACAUUAUCAUCAUCUCCAGGACCUUUGACGAGUACCUGAGUAUGCUCGAGGAGGUCCUGCGAAGACUGAAGGAUGCACAACUCGUAAUCAACCGGGAGAAAAGCGAGUUUUGUUGCUCCCAGGUGAAGUAUCUCGGAUUUCUGGUGAACAGUGCGGGAUUGCAGAUCGAUCCCGAAAAGGUCGAAGCGGUCUUGCAAUACCCUGUACCCCAGAAUCUCAAGCAAUUGCGCCGUUUUCUAGGAAUGGCUUCAUGGUACCGUCGUUUCAUCCCAGGUUUUGCAACUGUCGCCGAACCUCUGACGAGAUUAAUGAAGAAAAGCCAAGCUUGGGAAUGGAUGGAGGAGCAGGCCAGAGCUCUGGACACUUUGAAAAGACAUCUCACCUCAUCCCCGACGUCCGCCUGCCCAGACUUCUCCCAGCCAUUCACCCUCCAAACAGACGUAAGCAGCGUACCUAUAGGGGCAGUGCUCACCCACGAAAUUGAUGGGGAAGAGCGUGUCAUAGCCUACGCUAGCCGUGCUCUAACAGAGACUGACAAAUGUUAUACGGUAACAGAACAGGAAUGUUUGGCUGAGAUUUGGGCCAUCGAAAAGUUCCACUGUUACUUGGAGGUCAUAGUAGUAGACCAUAGUAGUCUCCGAUGGCUACACAACCUGAGGAAUCCAACUGGUCGUCUCGCCAGAUGGGCGUUGAGCCUGUUGGAGUACGACUACCAGAUCAUCCAUAUUAAAGGAGCGUUGCACCACGUCCUAGAUGCUCUAUCAAGAGCACCAGAGGGCUUAAUUGCCCCUGAUGAGGGCACGAUACAACGGAUGCAAGAGACAACCGAUAAAUGGUACACUCGUCGGUUUCGAGAUGUUCAGCAUGCUCCCGAUAGGUUCCCCGAUUGGAAAAUCGAGGGAGAGCUGCUGUACACCCACCGACAGAGAGCAGUUAGAUGUGAUCUGUUCACAAAGUGGAUAGAGGUUUUUCCCCUACGAAGUACAACGGGCAGAAGGAUCAGGGAAGUCAUCGAACGUGACGUGAUCAACAGAUGGGGAACACUAUGCUUAUUCUACUCAGACAACGGCCUGGAAUUUGUCAAUAAGGACAUAAAGGCCCUAGCGAAGGAAAUAGGAAUGACCCUCCAGAAUACUCCACCCUAUCACCCCCAGGGUAAUCCAGUGGAAAGGGUCAACAGAGUGCUGAAGAUGAUGCUGAGAGCCUUUACGGAUGAUGAUCACCGCGAGUGGGAUCGUCAUCUCCACGAGUUUUGCUUUGCCUACAACACCGCAGUUCACAGCUCUCUAAAAGCAUCUUCAGCCUUCGCAAAUUUUGGGAGAGAACCUACAAUUUCAGCAUCACUGAGACGAGAAUUAGAGGGAGAAGUAACGCCCAUCCCAUGCGACCCCCAGGAAUGGGUUGAGCGUAUGAAGAGAUUGGAAACGCUACGAAAAGUCAUCAAACAUGCCCUGAGGAAAGCCCAAGACCGGCAGGCCCACUACUACAAUCUACGACAUCGAAGCAGUGAAUUCGAGAUUGGGGAGUUAGUGCUCCGAAGGACGCACACUCUUUCGAAUGCAGCCAAGAGGUGCUCAGCAGCUCUCGCAAAGCCAUUCGAUGGUCCGUAUGUGAUCGAUAAGAAAUUAUCGAGCACGCGAUAUGAGCUAGGUGAUAAGAAGUUGCAUAGGGAGGCGCCGAAGGAGACAAAGAAGAAGAGAGGGGUGAAGGACAAGAGAAAGGACACUGGGGUAGUAGGAGUGAAGACCCAGCCAGUCCUGUUGGAGGAUCCCAGGCAGAUCCCCGAGCAUCCGCCAAGUCAACUCCUCGAGGAUGACCCUGAACCCCAAAUAGUCAUGGUUGUUCAAGGAGAUGCGACAGAGAAGUUAGCACUCUUGGACACCGACGAAACUCAGGGGUCUACCCACAAAAUCAUUCCAGAUCCCCUCGAGAUCAUGGAGACUGACGCAUCAAUACCUGGUCACCUGGAUAACCUGGAGAUGUCUUCAGGUGAGCAGGACAAGCCUAGCCCCCUGAUGAUACCUGCAAUCACUCCAGUGGCCCCAGAAACCCGAAAAGGAGAUGAGAGUAGCUCUCAGGGGCGAAACCAAAUUCUGGAGAAGGAAAGUGGAAAAGUCCCAGCAGACGAACAGCCGUCUAGCCCCAUGGAGAUCCAGGAAGAGGACAAAGGGAUAGCUACAGGUGAGCAGGUCACACCUAGCCCCGUGUCAGCCCCAUCCAUAGUCCCAGGUAAACGGAGUGAAGCCAGCUCCCUGGACAACCCCAACCAUGAGCAAGCUGGUGAGAAAGACUUGACGUCUGGUGAGCAAACAUCAUCUAGCUCCUAG
This is a messenger RNA of Diachasma alloeum, 2577 nucleotides long. RefSeq lists its product as uncharacterized. Gene Ontology annotation, molecular function: nucleic acid binding. Gene Ontology annotation, biological process: DNA integration. Bases 1 to 2577 code for a protein of 858 amino acids. NCBI's taxonomy places the organism in Eukaryota, Metazoa, Arthropoda, Insecta, Hymenoptera, Braconidae. The transcript has 3 exons. The record is from RefSeq and is a predicted model, not a curated record.